Aureobasidium melanogenum CBS 110374 is the source of this 396-nucleotide messenger RNA. RefSeq lists its product as uncharacterized. Gene Ontology annotation, cellular component: nucleus; cytoplasm. The transcript has 2 exons. Gene Ontology annotation, biological process: phosphorylation; phosphorelay signal transduction system. The annotation marks the transcript as partial. The record is from RefSeq and is a predicted model, not a curated record. Lineage: Eukaryota; Fungi; Ascomycota; Dothideomycetes; Dothideales; Saccotheciaceae. Gene Ontology annotation, molecular function: histidine phosphotransfer kinase activity; protein histidine kinase binding.
UCAAAGCUUCCAGAACUUGACUACGCCAUCGAUGUGAAAAUCUUUCGUGAGAUUCUGGAGUUGGAUGACGAAGACGAGCAAUACUUCACUCGCUCAUUAGUGUGUGACUUCUUCGCACUUGCCCAACGGACCUUUGCAGAGAUGGAUGAAUGCCUGGAGAGCCAAGACAUAAAGCAACUAUGGACCAAAGCCCAAUUCCUUAGGGGUCCGAGUGCGACAUUGGGCAUCUACAAAGUUGAAUCGACUUGUGCGCGAAUUGAGCAACUGACCGUGGUUGCCGACACAUUACAAGCCGAGGGCGACUCAAAAUCGACGCUAUGCAACUCGUCAAGGAUUCUGUUGGAUCAAGCCAAGCAAUACUUCGCCGAGGCAGAAGAUGCCCUGCGGCGUUUUUAU